Entamoeba dispar SAW760 is the source of this 801-nucleotide messenger RNA. RefSeq lists its product as uncharacterized. Gene Ontology annotation, molecular function: GTPase activator activity. Gene Ontology annotation, biological process: intracellular protein transport; activation of GTPase activity. The transcript has a single exon. The record is from RefSeq and is a predicted model, not a curated record. The annotation marks the transcript as partial. Lineage: Eukaryota; Evosea; Mastigamoebida; Endamoebidae.
AUGAAUUCUCAAGAAUUACCUUUUCAAAAAAGAACAGAACCAAAGACAGAGUCAACAUUUUUUGAAUAUCUAUCUUCUUUUACAACUACUGUAAUGAAUCAAUUGUCUUCUUCAUUUAUUCCACACUUUACAUAUAAUGGAAAUCCUUAUGUUUAUAAUGCUAUUUGUGAUUGUCUUAACGAUUUAAAUUAUAGCCGUUUAGAGUAUCAAUGUAAUAAUGGUAUUCCAGCUGAAUUACGUGCAUACGUUUGGUAUGCGUUAUUACUUCGCCCAUCAAAUCCGUGGGAAAUUAAACACCUUUAUUCUGAAGAAAAUGGAAAAGAAUAUAAAUCUUUACAAUCUAUGUUAAAUACAUUAGUUGGUAAUGAAAAAAGUUUACAAGAAGGAGUUUUUCAAAUGUCUAAAAUUGAUCAAAAAACUUUAAGGGUAAUAGAAUGUGAUAUUGUCCGUACUUUUCCAGAAGGGGCAGAAUAUCUUUUUAAAGAACCAAAAAUUACUGCAAUGCUUCGUCGAAUAUUACAAAUAUAUUCAAUUAUUCAUGUUGAUCGAGGAUAUUUCCAAGGAUUAAAUGAUAUUGUUGGUAUUAUUAUAACUGCGUUUAUGGAACCUAAACAAAUAAAUGGUGUAUUUGUUGUUCCAAAAGAUGAUAUAUUAUUUCAAGUUGAAACAACAGUCUAUUUUGCUCUUGAAAAGAUAAUGGAUAAACUCUAUAUAAAUCAUUCAAACUCAUUUCAUGUAGACUUAUUAUGGACAGAAUUUGUUGACAUUGGUGAUCGUUAUUAUAGUUUAUUUUCAGUUGAU